This is a messenger RNA of Ophidiomyces ophidiicola, 378 nucleotides long. It is a transcript of the gene rpl35, whose product is annotated as 60S ribosomal protein L35, L29. The coding region runs from base 1 to 378 and encodes 125 amino acids. The transcript has 4 exons. The record is from RefSeq and is a predicted model, not a curated record. Gene Ontology annotation, cellular component: ribosome; cytosolic large ribosomal subunit. Gene Ontology annotation, biological process: maturation of LSU-rRNA from tricistronic rRNA transcript (SSU-rRNA, 5.8S rRNA, LSU-rRNA); translation. Gene Ontology annotation, molecular function: mRNA binding; structural constituent of ribosome. NCBI's taxonomy places the organism in Eukaryota, Fungi, Ascomycota, Eurotiomycetes, Onygenales, Onygenaceae.
AUGUCAACUGCAAAGGUGAAGACUGGACAACUCUGGGGCAAGAGCAAGGAUGAACUCGUCAAACAAUUAGAUGAGCUUAAAACUGAAUUAGGCCAGCUACGUGUUCAAAAGAUUGCUGGAGGUGCUGCAUCUAAGCUCACCAGAAUUCAUGAUCUUCGCAAAUCUGUCGCGCGAGUCCUCACAGUUAUCAAUGCAAAUCAACGAGCACAACUUCGUCUCUUCUACAAGAACAAAAAAUAUCUUCCACUUGACCUUCGACCAAAACGAACUCGUGCCAUCCGCAGACAACUCACAAAGCAUGAAGCCUCACGUAUCACAGAGAAACAGCAAAAGAAACGAACACAUUUUCCCCAGCGAAAAUAUGCUGUAAAGGCUUGA